AUGCAGCAGGUGCGGCUGCAGCAGCAGGAUGUGGACGAUGGUUGGACGUCUCCAAACUUCUGUGGCCCCGACUCUGUCCUGGACUGUAUCUCUGUCCCAGAGAGAGACCUACAGGACCUGCACCGCAACGGUUUUCGAAGGCUCACUUUGCUGAACACAUGGUAUGGCUCUCUGCGCCCGCUCUUCCCUCCAGAGGAAAACAUCUCCAUGGUUCCCACGGUGACGGACGGCAGCCAGCGGUUCCUGGGCACCGUCCUGGGCUCCUCUGUCAUCUCCACCACGGUCCUGGGAGACGAGCAGCCAAUCAACACCGCUGUGCGCUUCCAGCUGCACCACAGGACACAGAGUGAGACCUCAUCCUUUAUGUUUCCACCUGCUCAGAGUGAGACCUCAUCCUUCUGUUUCCACCUCAGAAGUGAGACCUCAUCCUUCUGUUUCCACCUCAGAGAUGAGACCUCAUCCUUCUGUUUCCACCUGCUCAGAGUGAGACCUCAUCCUUUAUGUUUCCACCUGCUCAGAGGAUCUGCGGGGACUGUGUACGAUCCUGUCUGUGCUUUCUGGGACUUCAGUCUUAUGCCGGAGUCUGGGGGCUGGUGGAACACCAAAGGCUGUGAGGUGGUCUCCAAACACUACAGCUCCACGGUCUGCUUCUGUAACCACACCACCAACUUCGCUCUGCUGCUGCAGGUCUACGAAGUACAGAUCCUCACAGGACAGGUCCUCACAGGGCAGGUCCUCACAGGGCAGGUCCUCACAGGGCAGGUCCUCCCAGGGCAGGUCCUCACAGGGCAGGUCCUCCCAGGGCAGGUCCUCCCAGGGCAGAUCCUCACAGGGCAGGUCCUCACAGGGCAGGUCCUCACAGGGCAGGUCAUCACAGGGCAAAUCCUCACAGGGCAGGUCCUCACAGGGCAGGAACUCACAGGGCAGGUCCUCACAGGGCAGGUCCUCACAGGGCAGGUCCUCACAGGGCAGAUCCUCACAGGGCAGGUCAUCACAGGGCAAAUCCUCACAGGGCAGGUCCUCACAGGGCAGGAACUCACAGGGCAGGUCCUCACAAGGCAGUGGAGCCCAGAGAAUCAGAGGGCCCUGGAGGUGCUGACGUUUAUCGGCUGUGGAGUGUCUUUGUGCGGCCUCCUCUUCACCUUGGUGCUCUUCCUCGCCGUGGGGGUCCCCAAGUCCGACAGAACCACCGUCCACAAAAACCUGAUCGUGGCCCUGGCCCUGGCACAGAUGCUGCUGAUGUGCAGCGAGAAGGCUUCAGCCAAUGAGGUUGUGUGUUUCCUGGUCACCGCCCUCCUCCACCUCUUCUACAUGGCCUCCUUCUGCUGGAUGCUGGUGGAGGGUCUGCUGCUCUGGAGUAAAGUGGUGUCUGUCAACAUCAGUGAGGACCGGAGGAUGAAGGUCUACUACGUGAUUGGCUGGGGUGAGGUCAUGUGGUUGGCUGUGAUUGGCUGGGGUGAGGUCAUGUGGUUGGCUGUGAUUGGCUGGGGUGAGGUCAUGUGGUUUGCUGUGAUUGGCUGGGGUGAGGUCAUGUGGUUGGCUGUGAUUGGCUGGGGUGAGGUCAUGUGGUUGGCUGUGAUUGGCUGCGGUGAGGUCAUGUGGUUGGCUGUGAUUGGCUGGGGUGAGGUCAUGUGGUUGGCUGUGAUUGGCUGGGGUGAGGUCAUGUGA
This is a messenger RNA of Knipowitschia caucasica, 1668 nucleotides long. Lineage: Eukaryota; Metazoa; Chordata; Actinopteri; Gobiiformes; Gobiidae. The record is from the annotation of a GenBank genome assembly.